Amoebophrya sp. A25 is the source of this 224-nucleotide messenger RNA. NCBI's taxonomy places the organism in Eukaryota, Dinophyceae, Syndiniales, Amoebophryaceae. The record is from the annotation of a GenBank genome assembly.
CGCAAAGAUGUUGUAGCAAGAACACGAGCCACUGCCACUACGUGUCGCAUCAGAUUGGAUGAAAGUCCUCCCCGCGACAAUGAUAGCCUUUCAACCAAUAGAAUGAUCGCAAGAUAAGUAAGUAAUCAAUCUUGUUGUUCGUUUUCUUUUACUUUUCCUACUCCAUCGUGCCUUUUGCUACCCCAUCUAUCUCGAUCACCAGCAGAAUUGCAAUUAUCACUGAC